AUGACAGAAGAAGAAAGUAAGGUCGCCACAGAGCAUCUCCAGGAGGUGUCAUCUGAUUCAACAGUCCCAAAGACAUCAUUCGGGACAAGGCUCAAGGCACACUACAGGAAGUGGUGGUGGGCGCAUUUGGCAUUCUUCGUCGCAUCAACCUUGAUCAUUGUACUUUGCUUAAUCUACGUUGGGUAUCCUAACAUCGCUCAAGACAACAUCAACGAUUCUGCCCUUGAAGUAUCAUCUUUAGAAUUUUCCAGCCCAACACCCAAUUCCUUCCACCUCCGCCAGAAUGCUACUAUAGUCAACAAGUCCAGCUACCAUCCCAAUCUAGACGCCUUCAAUGCAACACUUUCUCUUCAGGGCGGUAAACCUUAUGCUAGCGUGGAGAUUCCCAAACUCCACGCCACAGAGCGUGCCAUUUCCAUCAUCGAUCAAGACGUAACCAUCACCAACCUCGAAGAAUUCACUCGCUACACAGCUGCAGUGCUAGGUGGUGAAGAGGUCAAGAUUGAGGUCAGAGGGCGGACCGGCCUCAACCAAAUUACCGGCUUCAACGUCACAUCCUUCUCAAUAAAACUAACCCCCGACCCCGACGGCGCCAACAUGGUCGGCACGGUCCUCCUCCCCAACCCCUCCGUCCUGACCAUCGCCAUGGGCAACGUAACGUUCACAAACUACCUCCCCGCCUCCCCAUUCACCAACAACACCCGCAUCCCCAUCGGCAUCUCCACUCUCAACGACCUCGUCCUCGUGCCAGGCGACAACCACGUGCCCAUGCGCUCGCAGAUCAACCAAACCCUCGUCAUCGGAGCUAUCGCCAAGCAAUACAAGGACGGCAUGAUGCCUGUCGAGAUUGUGGGGAACACGAGCGUGUAUGAUGGCCAGCAUCUGACGUAUUUUGAGAAAGCGCUGCAGGGAUUGACGCAGAAGGUUACGUUAAAUGUGGGGAAGGCGUUGCAGGAUGCGGGGGUCGAUGCAAGCACUCUGGCGGCGCUUGGAGGAGGAAGUCCGCCGUGA
Messenger RNA from Bacidia gigantensis, 1011 nucleotides. RefSeq lists its product as uncharacterized. Gene Ontology annotation, cellular component: fungal-type vacuole membrane. The record is from RefSeq and is a predicted model, not a curated record. The transcript is spliced from 3 exons. NCBI's taxonomy places the organism in Eukaryota, Fungi, Ascomycota, Lecanoromycetes, Lecanorales, Ramalinaceae. The coding region runs from base 1 to 1011 and encodes 336 amino acids.